This is a messenger RNA of Mus pahari (shrew mouse), 2768 nucleotides long. RefSeq names its product RNA binding motif single stranded interacting protein 3 (gene Rbms3). The transcript has 14 exons. NCBI's taxonomy places the organism in Eukaryota, Metazoa, Chordata, Mammalia, Rodentia, Muridae. Gene Ontology annotation, cellular component: nucleus; ribonucleoprotein complex; cytosol. The record is from RefSeq and is a predicted model, not a curated record. The coding region runs from base 911 to 2119 and encodes 402 amino acids. Gene Ontology annotation, molecular function: mRNA 3'-UTR binding; poly(U) RNA binding; poly(A) binding.
CCGGGCUCGGCUGCAGACGCUGCUCACUGUGCUAUUCCAGAUAGCUAGCGGAGGGGUGGCAGCAGCCUCUUUCUUUCUUUUUCUUUUUCUUCUUCUUUUCCGUCUUCUCCCCCCCGCCCCCCUUGGAGGAAAUACUGCAACCUUCUGGACUGCGUGCCCGGCUCCCUGGAGAGACUCUCUCAGUUCCACCCACUGGCUGGAAGGAGGGGAAGUGAGAGGGGCAAGGCCAGCGGAACACACCAUGUCACUCUGGGAACCAGACAGCAGCAACUAAGCCUGCACGGGUUUCUUUUUCUUUUCUUUAUUUUUUUUCUUUUUUCUUUUUCUUUUUUUCCCAGUUUUUUCCUUUCCAUUCUUUUUCUUUUUGCCCAUUGUUUCUUUUCCCUUUUUCUUCUUUUUAUUAACAUUUCCUUUUUCCGCGGUGGGAAAGAGACACACGAGAGACCGAAAGCUGUACUGCAAGGAUUCCGAGUUGUGCUAAAGGAUCUUUUUCUUUUUUUCUCCUCCUUCGCCUUUACAAGAGCCUGCGAUUGACACCACUAGAGACAGGCUGGUUACAGAGCAAACUGCUUCAUCCGGACUGGACCGGGCAGCUGGGAGGAACCAGGCAGGCAAGAACUGGGGAAGCAAUCUGGGGGUUUCGCUACGGAUCUCAACCCCCAUCUGUUUUUGUUUUUGUUUUCUUUUUCUUUUUCUCUUUUCUUUUGGUUCUUUUGUUUUGCUUUGCUUUGGUUUUUUGGUUGUUUUAAAUUCCUCACGGUGUUGGAACUAGUGAGACUGGAGUCUCAGAAGCCUCGGCAGUCACCCAGACUGCCAGGAACAGUGGAUUAAGAGAAAGAAGCUCGCCUGCCUGGGGCAUCCUACACCCUGUUAUUCAGUUUCCUGCCUCGGAGAUAAAGAUCCCAGCUACAUGGGCAAACGCCUGGAUCAGCCACAAAUGUACCCCCAGUACACGUACUACUGUCCUCAGUACCUCCAAACCAAGCAGUCCUAUGCCCCAGCUCCCCACCCCAUGGCUCCUCCCAGCCCCAGCACAAACAGCAGCAGCAACAGCAGCGGGGAACAGUUGAGUAAGACAAACCUAUACAUCCGAGGACUUCCACCAGGCACCACUGACCAGGACCUCAUCAAGCUAUGUCAACCGUAUGGAAAAAUCGUAUCCACAAAGGCAAUUCUUGACAAGAAUACGAAUCAGUGCAAAGGUUAUGGUUUUGUAGAUUUUGAUAGUCCUGCAGCCGCACAGAAAGCAGUGGCAUCCUUGAAGGCAAAUGGCGUGCAAGCACAGAUGGCCAAGCAACAAGAGCAAGACCCUACGAAUCUAUACAUCUCAAACCUUCCCAUCUCCAUGGAUGAGCAGGAGCUGGAGAACAUGCUAAAACCCUUUGGACAUGUGAUAUCCACCAGAAUCCUGAGGGAUGCUAAUGGAGUCAGCAGGGGCGUUGGCUUUGCCAGAAUGGAGUCUACGGAAAAAUGUGAAGUGGUAAUUCAACAUUUUAAUGGAAAAUAUCUGAAAACACCACCAGGCAUCCCAGCCCCCAGUGAGCCUUUGCUGUGCAAGUUUGCUGACGGAGGACAGAAGAAGAGACAGGGUCAGAGCAAGCACACCCAGAACGGGAGGCCAUGGCCCAGAGAAGGAGAGGCUGGCAUGGCUCUGACCUAUGACCCCACAGCUGCCCUACAGAACGGAUUUUAUUCUUCACCGUACAGUCUCGCAACCAACCGCAUGAUCCCACAGACAUCUAUCACGCCUUUCAUUGCCGCUUCCCCUGUCUCCACAUACCAGGUCCAGAGCACGUCAUGGACGCCACACCUGCCAUACAUUAUGCAACCAACAGGUGCUGUGAUCACACCCGCCGUGGACCACCCCAUGUCAAUGCAGCCAACUAACAUCGUGGGUCCCCUGACACAGCAGAUGAACCAUCUUUCCCUGGGGACAGCAGGAACGAUUCAAUCCCAAGACAGAAUUAUGGUACUUCACCAGCUGUUAUGUCAGUAUAUGACUGCUGCUCCUAUGCAAGGGACCUACAUUCCCCAGUACACGCCUGUGCCUCCGACAGCUGUCUCUAUUGAAACCAUAGACAGAAGUGAGGAUGUCUGUCUGAACCUUUACCUUCAAUGAAGAAACAUCACUGAGCAAGAAGUUAGUUGGCCUCCGGUUUGCACAGGCGCCAAGGGAAAGCUUUCUUCUUCUUUUAUUUUUAUUUUUUUUAUUAUUUUAUAUUUUACUCAAAGAAAACAAAAUUUUUAUGUGCUGUGCGAAUGGUUCCUCCGUGUGGUCUAACACUUAUUUUUAUCAUUUUUUUUUUAAUUAAAGGGGGGAAAAAAAAACAAAUCCCAGAAAGGGGUGGAGGGUGGUAAGCAUCACAAGUUGAUGCUUUCUUUGGAAAAACAGAAUUUGCCUGAAGGUAUAAGUAGAUUUUUUUUUUUAAAUAGAAACACCAAUGUCAAGAGUUGGGCAACCAGAAGUUUAACAAAAUUAUUUUCCUCAGUAAUUAAGCUAUUUUUUUCUCUUCUUUUCCUUUCUUGUUUGAACCUCCUGGGGUUUUUUAUAUAUAUAUAUUUUAUGUUUUCUUAGAAAUAUUUAGGUAAGGUUUAUCUUGAAUCUUAAUUGCCUUAAUUUUAAGGACGUCAAAGGCUUCAGAGGUAUGCUUUCAGCGUCUUGUUAAAAAAAAAAAUCAAGAAAGAAUUGAGGUAUUGUGCCAGCCUUCACUGACAUAGAAGAUGGAGACUGAGUUUUUAGGGUGGAAAAGAAAAAGAAAAAAAAAAAA